AGACCCAAGGUCACUUAGGACUGCGCCAUUGGCCAACCUACAAGACAAUUGUUUUAAUAAUAGCUGAAAUAACCUGAUAAUUAGGUGGUGCGAAAAGAAAGAUUAAAUGGAGGAAGUACAAUCAAGGAAGUGAAACAAUAGCACACAUGAUUAUAAAACGAAAGUUAUAGCUUACGUUUAGUAGAAAUGCAGUGUAUUUAUCCUUCUCUCACUUCAAAAGAUUACAGAUUGAAAGCAAUAAUUUAAACCAGUGAAGUUCGACUCGUGAACGAAUCGAUUCUUUUAGUGAAUCAGUCGAACGGAUUCACAUGUCAAUUUGAAUCGAGCUUUUUUGUAGUGUCUGCGCAGUAUCUGUGUGCUGACAGUUCAAACACUAAUCUUUCAAAAUCCAGCCUCAUUAACCAUAAAAUAAACAUUAAGACAUUAAGCAAACUCUUUUAAUUUACUUUGCUGGUCUACUUUUUCUUUUCGAAGACCAGGUCCUGGUGCGCUCAUGAUGUUAUUAACGAACUAUCUAACAAGCCCUUGCUGAGGUGAACUGAACGUUAGAGCAGCAUGCAGGGAAGGAUUGAGAAUAACAACAAGUAUUUGUGAGUUAUGUUGGCUAUCGGACAUACUCACUGAGUCAGAUGUCAUUGUGUAAGUUUCUGUUUCUAACCCAGACAUUCAGACUCGUGAAUGAUUCUGAUGAAUAGUUAAUUUCGAUUCACAAACUGCUCUAAGAAUCGGUUCUGAAUACACUUGGUGUUCUGAAGCCCCGCCCCUCAGCGCUUCUUCUUUUAAACGUCACGCUCUAGCGCGCGUUGUUGCCCAUGGGUUGCCGUAGCAACCACGCGUUACACUCCCCGUGGAGAGCUUGUGUGAAACAAGGGAGAUAAAUAUUUCAGCACUGCUGGCUCCUGUUAAACUACAUGCAACGACCUCUGGCAGUAAUAUAAAGCUUUUGGGUUACGGAGGUUUAAACUGACACUCUCGUGAACUUAAAAGGUGAGUGGGGUGGGUUUUUUGUGAAAACUUUGGUAGCGUAACAGUGCCUGUUAAACAAACAGCUAACGUUAACAGCUACUUCGUUUUCUGCGAAUUUUAAUGUUAGUCAGUUUAACGUUAGACUUGGGUUAAUUUAAUUUAACCCAAGUCAGAACUUCCACGAGAUUUUCUUGUUCUACAAGUACUCAAAGUACUCAUUUUGGUACGGAACUGAAGAGGAGAAACAUUUCUAGGUUAAGUUCUCCACGACUUUUGGUCCAGCGACGAUAUUCAAAGAACAUUCAACGAUCCAAUUGCAUGGGGAAAUGGUUCUUCAGAUUGACGGAGAAUGUGUUUGUAUGUUUUUACACAGAACUUUUUUUGAAAAGGGUUAUUUUGUAACUCCAAAAAGGGUUUUUCUGUUGUUACGAGUUUGACAGUGUAACAAGAACAUAACCCCCUUCUGAUGCAAUAUUGAACUGUAUAAAACACACUCUCCAUCAAUCUCAAGAACCAUUUCACCAUGCAAAGAAGCACUGAAGAGUGCAAGCGGUUCUUUGAGCAUUUAUGGUUCUAUAUAGAACAAUUAACUAAACAAACCCUUUAAGACCCAUCUUUUUAAAGAGUGUAGUAUCAAGACAUGGCUCAAGUUUACACAUCACUAAAUCUCAUUGUUUAACUGAAAAUUCUUGAACAAAAGCUGAAAAGUUGUUACCUAGCUAAAUAACUAGAGUUAAUCAUAAAGAUCUCCUUUGUUAAGGUAGCGAACUGUUAUGGCAGCUGGGGAUGGACAAUUUCACUGAUUUACCCAGUAAUACCAAGAUUUAAUUCUGUAGUAAUAUUUGCGUAAUGAAUAACCCCAAGUCAUGUGAAUCGGAAUGUAUCAGUGAUGACAAAAAUGAUGCUUUGGAAGACCUGGAAUGGAAUGAAUGCGAUUCUCUUGAGAGGAAACAUGUGAAUGUGCUGCUGGAUAUCAGUGAGGAACACACUCUCAAAGAGCAGGAUCCUUAUAUGGCUCAGAGUCAAGGCUGGGAGGAGGCUAUCAAAGGAUGGGGUCGGUCUGCUCCACUUGCUUGCUUGUUUCAAGCACAGAGAAAAGGGAGAAAGGUCAAAUCAGAUGUUAUAGAUUUCCAUUGCCUUCUCUGUGCUGAUCUGAAGCUGUCUGAGCUCCUUGUAUCUGGCUGUGCUGGCACCUCCUCUGAAUUCUGUGUGAUUACUGAGGAGUCUUUGAAGAACACCAUUCCUGCCUCACUGGAGCUCCUAAAAAGAGCCCCCAGCAACAGUUCAUUAUCUCCUUCAGAAGAAGAAUCAUCUGAUUUCAGUAAAGGUGAACAGUGCAUACACAACAAAACUCUACCUCACCACUUUCAGCCUAACGCUCAGUGCACAUUUCUGAAAGACAGAGGUGCAGGAAAGGUUGCACUCAUUGGCAGCCUUCUUGUAUUGCCCCCUGUAAUACCACCUACUCCUGCAAAUUCAAAGAGUCCCAUUUUAUUAAAGAGGAGAGAGGCUCGUGAUACGUGUCCAGCAGAGGGAGAAGUUAACUCAGUUGCUGUGUGUGGUACUACAGGAUCAGUCACUGUUGGUGAGAAAGUGGUUACUGAUGGAGAAGGAGAGAAAGCAGUCGUUAUCCCAUAUUGCAGCUCAACUGUAGACACCUGCCAAGGAUCCCUUACCUCUAAGCACGAGCCGAGCCAGCACCAGUAUCAUCUGUUGUCCAUCGCCGUCUCCAAGAAGGCUUAUCUGCUACCUCAGGCCACAUCCCUCCUGGGACGAAACCUCAGACGGGAUGAACUGACCAGAUCACCUCUCAGACACAACUCUGGGCACAGACCAAAUUUAUGCCUCAAGGCUAAGAGUAUAAAAAAGGCAGAGCCUGAGCUUCCAAUGCUGUUAGGCACUAGAGUGGCAAUACCAGUCUCUGCUCAGCGCUUACUGUAAAUGUAUUGCAUUACUGACCACUGUAUGUUGAAAUGACCUGAUGCGGACUGAACUGUUCAUACAAUGAAAACACACAAUUAUAUGUCAUGAUGAAUGGGGAAUACAGUGUCUUGACCAUUUUGCCCCAAAGCUUUUAAAAAGAGUAUUUUGGAAAUCAUCAAUAUAUGGUUGUAACAAUGCAUUGUGACACUGUGAUAUCACAAUGCAAAAAAUGUGACUGUGUACAUUGCAGGGAUUCAACAAUGCAGUUUGGAGAGUGACCAUUUAAUUAUUUAUGCCAUCUAAUACAGUCCAAUUGUUUGAACACCAGUGUUGGCAAAAAGUCAACACCAAUUAACUACUAACUCCAUUGUGUUUGUAUCAUAUGCUGCAUUCCUCACACAUAUCAGUUCUGGGGAAGAAGUCUUCAUUAGUCCUUGUUCAGGUUUAGAAUAUUCUGAGAAUACUUGCAUGAAACCUAGUGGCAGUGGUUUAAUUCUGACAGGUACAUAGUAAAUAUGGUAGAAUGUAGUGAACCCUGAGAAUUUGGGCUGGACUACUGGGCAGCUUCUGUUUGAGCUAGGCUGAUUUUUGGUGAAAGGUGUUAAAACUGACAGAGAAUGGAGUAAUGGGGGAAAUCAGUGUAAAACAUUUAUAAUGGGAAACAGAAGGUAAAGAUGGAAAAAUAAGAUGUUAUGUUGGUAGGAGGGGCUUCAGGCAUGGUCCUCCCCCCAAAUUCAGUUAUUUUAUAACUGUUUAAUGUUUAUGUGAGAGUCUCAUCAGUACAAGUUCCUUUAAAGUUUACAACUAAUGCUUUCAGGCAUAUCAGUUUGUUAGUAUUUUUAUAAGAUUAUUGAUAUUAGUUCUAGGAUGGCAAAUGUGCAAAGUAAUAUCACAGAAAAGAGCACAAAGAAAUGGAUGAGAAAAGGUGGUUAAAAGCCUUGCUUUCAGUGUUCUCUGCACAGUGUUUGUAGUUUUAAUGCCCAUGACUGCCCAAGAGCUUUUCUAGUUUCCCAGCAACUGAGCUGCCUACAAAAGGUUGCUUACUGUCAGGGGGCCUCAGGCACACAUGUGGAGCACACAUGCCUUAAUAGUGAACUUCCAGCAACUGCAGAUAUUGUAUAAUCAUGUCAAUGUCAUGAGAAAUUCAAGCAUUGCAGAAACACUGUUUAGAACAAUGUGUCACAUUUCAUUUCAUUAGAAAAAGUGCUCAUUUCAUGGAGAGAGAUCUGAGAUACAUUCUGCUUACUAAAUUUAAACAUAAAGGGGAACAGCUGUGAUAUAAAUAAGUGUUAUUACUGACUUUUUUUUAAACACCUAAUGUUCACCAACUCAGUUUUUUUGCACUUUAUUAAAAAUGAAUACUGAAUUUGUUACUAAGAUAGCAAAGUUAAAUAUUUCAUUAAAAUAUUAUAAAUAUACUUAUUUAUAAUUUUAAGUCUUCUUACCACCCCAUACCAUUCAAGCAAGCAGUGACAUUUAUUCCAUGACACUGUAGACAUAAAUUAGACAACCAACAUGCAAUUAACACUUUAAUUCUCUCAAUAGCACUUUAUUUUGAGCAUCUGCUGCAGCAUAGCCUAAACAACAGAAGAACAUAUUCAGGGUUAAACUGGUAUGCCUUACCAAACCCUCAAGAAUGCACAUAACUUAAGACAUAUCAAUAUUAG
Pygocentrus nattereri (red-bellied piranha) is the source of this 4556-nucleotide messenger RNA. RefSeq lists its product as uncharacterized. Bases 1816 to 2907 code for a protein of 363 amino acids. The record is from RefSeq and is a predicted model, not a curated record. The transcript has 3 exons. Lineage: Eukaryota; Metazoa; Chordata; Actinopteri; Characiformes; Serrasalmidae.